AUGCCCAACCUACCGUCCUCGAAUGCGCCUGAGCCAGGGUCAACUCGCUCUUCUGUUUAUGCAAGGGGAGUAUCUCAUGCCAAGAGCGAGAUCAAAUGGUUAGACCUCGGGUUAGACACGCCGCUACCUCUUCCAACGGCUCUCAUAUCCCAGAAUGCGAGCCAGUCGCGCCUCCCCUGCCCACCAAACGUCCAAAAAUACGCUUCCCCCCUCCAAUGGUCUACACAGCGAAAGUGGAUAGUGACAUGGAUUUCAUGUGUGGUGACAACCGUAGCGUGUUACUCUGCUGGUGAGAUGAGCCCAGCAUCAGAAGAGCUAACAUCAGAGUGGGACAUUACGUUGACAGCAUACAAUUCUGGAGUUACGCUGUUUUGCAUUGGGUUCGGCCUAGCACCAAUGGUUCUUGCAACCUUCUCUGAGAUCAACGGCAGGAAACCGGUGUUCAUCGGGAGUGGAGUUCUAUUCUGUGCCUGCACUGUCGCCUGUGGCGGUACGCAUGUAUUCGCUGGUCUGCUGGUCGCUCGGCUUUUACAGGGCAUCGGCGCAUCUACCUUCUCGACCAUGGUCGGGGGCGUUAUUAGCGACAUCUAUAGCCCCGAACAGCGAAAUGUCCCAAUGGCGCUGUUUUCGAGCGCUGCUUUGCUGGGAACAGGACUUGCACCGCUUAUUAGCAGCGUUGUUGUAUAUCAUAGUACCUGGCGCUGGGUGUACUACUCUCAAGGGAUUGUUUCAGGCUUCUGCGUAGUGGUGAUGAUUCUGUUUUUUCAAGAAACGCGCAACACCGUGCUUCUCCAGCGGAAGGCAGAUGCAUUAAACAAGUAUUACGAGAAGCUCGAACAGCUAGGCUACUAUGGAGUCAUCUUGGCAGACAAGGACGAGGUGAGGAGAAUCCGAUGGACACAGAGAGAUGGGGAGAAGCACGACUCGGUCAGAGAAAUGAUCAAGGCUUCAUGCUAUCGUCCAUUCCAUAUGCUUGUCACAGAACCGGUGGUAUUUUUCUUUUCGCUCUGGUUAUCAUUCAGCUGGGCGGUGCUCUAUCUCCAGUUCAGUGCCGUGCCGCUGGUGUUUAGGAUGAACCACAACUUCAAUACGGAGCAAAUUGGCGCUGUCUUCACUUCUAUGUGCUGUGGUAUCAUUCUUAUAACAGUUGUGAGCAUAUACCAGGAGAGGAUGGCUAAUCACUUUGGCCUCCUCCCCAAGACUCCCGAAGCACGACUCUACUUCGCAUGCCUACAAGCACCACUAGUACCUAUUGGUUUGUUUUGGUUUGGGUGGACUUCCUUCCCUUCUGUACAUUGGAUCCUUCCUACUAUAGCCAUCGGAUGUUUAGCUAUGGGGAUUUUUUCUGUGUACCUGGCAGUUUUUAAUUACCUAGCGGACGCAUAUGGUCCGCAAGCAAGCUCCGCCAUUGCGGCCCAGUCCUUCUGUCGCAAUAUCUUAGGCGGGAUAUUUCCAUUGAUUACGGAUGCCAUGUUCACAAACCUUGGAUACCCAGCUGCCUCGAGCCUCCUCGGGGGAAUAGCUGCCGUUCUAACCCUUGUGCCUUGGGUGCUAGUGCUUUAUGGUCCCGCCAUUCGUGCCAGGAGUAAGAUGACUGUGGUGCGUUUGAUGCGUCUAUUAAUCAGUCGGCUUUUACUAAUAAUGGCGGUAGGCUACGUAGAAUUGAGUGUUUAGAUGACUUACGCCCUUGGUGGUUGGUGUAUUCAAAGACUCUUCUAUAGAUAGGUGUGUAUCGUGGUGAACUUGCAUCAUCUCAUGUAUAGACUUCUAUUUUUGGUUUAGAGAAUGGAACUUGCUUCCUUUAUAGUCUCUAACAUCGAUUCCUUCUCAAUACACAUAUAGUGUGAACACUGCGCCUUUCUCAUGCUACUUUCACCAGCCCCUAAGACUGCAAUUUGGCUGUCAAAGCGUAAAUUUAAUGACCUCAUAUACCAUACUAGUUUCUUUGGUCACCCUAACAUAGUAUUUCUGGUUUAGUUAAUCCACCAUAAUUGCUCCAGAUCAAAAACCCCCUUUCCCUGAUGAGGUCGAUGACUAAUUCAUUGCCCGAGUCCGAGGAACCGUGGAAAUCCUAUCUGGUGAAAGUGGAGCCCACGGUCGAACCCGGAUAAGCACUACCCGGGACAUCAGAGCUACCUUUCCACUGUUGUAGAUUACCUACGCUGCCCGGAUAAUGCUUACCCUGAUAUGUAACGGUACCGACAAACCUUGCCUCGCAUGCUUCCACUUGACAAGUACUAUUCCAAGCUGUGGGCCCGGAUACUGCUUACCCGUACGGCAUCUGCCCUAUUAGGUAGUGUGCCGCGUGUGAGGCAAGAAUGGUAGCAAGCGGUGGCUUUGUCAUGGUGUUUUUGAGUCAGGAUAUGCCGCUUAAAA
Aspergillus pseudotamarii is the source of this 2376-nucleotide messenger RNA. RefSeq names its product MFS transporter. NCBI's taxonomy places the organism in Eukaryota, Fungi, Ascomycota, Eurotiomycetes, Eurotiales, Aspergillaceae. The record is from RefSeq and is a predicted model, not a curated record. The transcript has 8 exons. Gene Ontology annotation, molecular function: transmembrane transporter activity. Gene Ontology annotation, biological process: transmembrane transport. Bases 1 to 1674 code for a protein of 557 amino acids.